This is a messenger RNA of Spodoptera litura, 422 nucleotides long. The record is from RefSeq and is a predicted model, not a curated record. NCBI's taxonomy places the organism in Eukaryota, Metazoa, Arthropoda, Insecta, Lepidoptera, Noctuidae.
CAUGGAGGGUACAACAUCAAAAGCUCCAGGACGCACCACACCAGAGCACAUAUCAGUACACGAACCCUGCGACUACUUAGUCAUAAACUGUCAUAGAGCUUAUCAGACUGGAAAAGUUUGCGGCAGAAGCAAUUAUCAUCGUACGCGCACAUUCAAAAACUAUUGUAUGCUGGAUUUUGCGAAUUGCAUAUUGAGAUAUGAAAGUUUUCAAGUUAUUCAUAUGGGGGAAUGCUAUGAAUUAAAAUAUAAAGUAAGGAUUGUAUGUGAAUGGAAGAGGGACAUUUGGAUGUUUUGGAGAUGGAACAGGGUAUGUGAUUAUAAAGACUCUAAAGAAUAUUACCCUCUAUCGGAUCAUGGAUCAUAUGAAUUAAUAGAUAGAUUUCCUUGGCCACAUGUUUGAUUAUGUAAAAAUAAUAAUAAAA